AUGGAUGAAGUUAAAGAUGCUCAAUUAAUGCUUGCAUUAGUUUCUGAUAAUGCAUCGGGCUUAGUUUUAAUUGAACCCCAAUCUUCAGAUCUACAGGAGUCAGCAGAUCCUAGUAUGCCUGAUUUUGAUCCAUCUUCUGAGGACGAUUCUGAUUCUCCUUUUGCCUACGAGAAUGCCCCGGACAUAGUUACAUUUAAAUCCCAGUCUGUACGUGCUCCUGCUAUGGAUUUUCCGCAGCCAGCAGAUUCGGCUUUGUCUCCUCCUGAAAAGCCAAGCACAAGUUCUCGAUUUAGAAAAGUUACUGAGGAGCAACUGCAAUCAUAUCAGGAAAUGACUCAAUCCAAGAACACCAAAAAACACACCAGAUGGGGUGUAAAGAUAUUACACGAUUGGCAUUUGGAAACUUUCAACCAUAAUAUUGAUCUUUCAUCGGUGAGCACAAAAGAAUUAGCUGCCAAACUCAACCAGUUCUAUUGCGAAGCUAGACCUUGCAAAACACCAAAUGAAGAAUACCAUAAAAAUACUUUGAAAGGCAUACGCGCUGCAAUCAACCGAAGGUUAUCAGAUCUUGGAAGAGAUAUUGAUAUUGUCAAUGACAAAUCAUUCAAAACUGCAAACAAAUGCCUAACUGGCAUCCUGAAACAACGAAAGAAAGAGGGAACAUCUCGCCCCACAAAUCACAAGGAAGUAAUCUCAAAAGCGGACCUUCAAAAAAUUUCAGCUUUCCUGGAAACUGCAUAUUCCUCACCAAUUAAUCUGCGUUUGGCAGUAUGGUACAUUAUAGCAGUUCACUUUCUAUCACGAGGAUUUGAGUUUCAUUGUCAACUUGAAAGAGACUCGUUUGAGUUCAAAACCGACGAGAAUGGUAUGACCUAUGCCUGUCUUACUCAAGAAUCAAAGCGAAAAAACUAUCAAAGUAGGCUCGAUAAAAACGAAGUGAUGGCUGAUAAACGAAUGUAUGAAACACAAUCCACAAUUUGUCCUGUAAGAAUGCUAAAGUUCUUCCUUUCAAAAACCGUCAACAGUGCUUCAAAUUUGUUUAAUAAGUGUGUAAGAGAAGCACUCGUGAAUCCCACUCUUGAAUACUGGUAUACAGGUAAACCUUUGACGCAAAGAGCAUUUGUGAAUUUCUUACCUAGUAUUUGCAAAAUGGCAGGAUGCCAACGCUACACUGCACCUUGUCUCCGCGUGACAGCUAUCCAAAUUAUGAAUAAUGCUGGAGCUGAAGGGCGUCAGGUCAUGUACAUGUCCGGACAGAGGAAUGUGUCAUCCAACAAAAGCUACAACAAAGAGCUGUCUUCAAAUCAAGAGAAUGUGGCAAACCCGAUGUUGUCGAUCACCGAGGUCGAAAAUCCAGCCUCUGUCAACACUGAGACCAAAGGGGGAGACAGAGUCACAAACACCCGGCCUCUAUCAUCUGAUGUAGAAAUCGUACCAUGUGCUCUGCCCUGA
Molecule: messenger RNA, 1452 nt
Organism: Saccostrea echinata
Lineage: Eukaryota; Metazoa; Mollusca; Bivalvia; Ostreida; Ostreidae
Exons: 2
Coding region: 1-1452 (483 amino acids)
Biological process (GO): DNA recombination; DNA integration
Molecular function (GO): DNA binding
Source: RefSeq, a predicted model, not a curated record